Saprolegnia parasitica CBS 223.65 is the source of this 995-nucleotide messenger RNA. RefSeq lists its product as hypothetical. Gene Ontology annotation, cellular component: cytosol. Gene Ontology annotation, biological process: TOR signaling. The record is from RefSeq and is a predicted model, not a curated record. Lineage: Eukaryota; Oomycota; Saprolegniomycetes; Saprolegniales; Saprolegniaceae. The coding region runs from base 39 to 920 and encodes 293 amino acids. The transcript is spliced from 3 exons.
AGUAGAUUCGUCAGCUGGAUCGGCCACUAGUGUCGACGAUGAGCGGCUUGUACUACGACCGGGAGACGGGGGCGACAACGCUCUUGGGCGAAGCGCGGACGAAGCUGUCGGCAGCGGCGGCCAAGGCGGACGAGGCCGCGCCCGAUGGCCUCGACGUCUUUCAAACCCGCGACUGGACUAUGGCGGCGAAGAAGAGCCACAUCACGCCACUCCAUGCGCUCGACUCGCUCGGGACGGCCAUCAACAUGACGCCGCCCGAGAUGGUCUUUGGUCACAACCAGUUGCUCCUCGUGCACGAGCCGUCGGGCUUUAGCCUCUCGUUCGUCGCCAUGGAGGCCCUCGCGCACUGCCACUUCAAGGACGGCACGACCGACCAGCUCAAGGUCGCUGUUGCCAAGGAAAAGACCGGCAACGAGGUCAAGGAGCUCGAGAUUUCGUACGACUGGACGUAUACGACCGACUACAAGGGAACGCUGGGCCGCGAGGACCGCGCGACGCACGUCGUUGCACCCCACGGCGUCCGCGUCGAGCCCACGACGGAGCGCAUCGACUUUGAGAAGCUCAAGGUCCGCGAGCCCAUUCUGUGGAGCGGCGAGGUCAACCUGUACGAAGACGAGCUCCACGACCAUGGCAUCUCCGUCAUGUCCCUGCGCAUGCGCGUCAUGCCCUCUGGCUUUUACGUCCUCGCGCGCUACUACAUGCGUCUCGAUAACGUGCUCGUGCGUCUUCAUGAGACGCGGAUCCACCACCUCUUUGGGUCGGACUACAUGCUGCGUGAGUACACGGCCAAGGAGGCGGCGUUCGAGGCGCUCUUCGCGCAGGGACACCCGAACCACAUGUCCCACUACACCAACGUUGAUACCUACCAGCACCUCUUGUCGACCAAGGUCGCGCAGUACGAGAAGGUCUUUCUCCAGUAGUCGCCCUCGUCGUCGGAGCAGCACGUAAUUUUGCACACCUCUCGACUUCAACAUCGUGUGUCGUGUUACGCCGCC